CUUCUACAGCCUUCCGCCCACGCCCGUCGAAUACUGUUGACGCUCGUCAGCCUCGCUUACCCCACUUCGCUGCAGUCCCUCCUCCUCCAUCUUCUUCUCAAAACUCCAUCUCAUCUCUCUUUAGCCUUUCUCUCCAGAAAGCACCCCUCUCUUCAUUAACCCUUUAGACACACAGACGCAUAUACACCUACAUCUAUCUCGGUUUGCCAUCUUCAUGUCAUACGUCUAUAGAGAGCGAGAUCGCGAGCGGGACUGGGAAGAAUCCCGCUCAGCCGUAUCGAUCAAGCGUUACGUCAUCCCCUCUGAAGAGGAACGUGAGCGCGAUUUCUUCUACCGCCAUGAGGAUCCUUCCGACCGAGAGCUGGUUGUUAGACGCACUCUUGAGCGAGAGGAGCCGGUGAUGGUUCAGCGAUAUGAACGAGAAGUUGACUUUGACUCGCGCCCACUUGAUUACCGCUCCGAAAGAGACUACUACGAACCACGCGGUCCGGUCUAUAUCAAUCCACGAGAGUCCGACUAUGAGAUUGUGCGCCGGCCGGAAGUGGAUCGUGAGCCUGGCGGCUAUUACUAUCACCGUCGGGUGCGCGAGUGGGAUGAAGACCGUCGUUCCCGUCGUGAACUCAGUCCCAGCGACUCUGUCUCACAGGCGACUCGUCGUCGUGAUGAUGAAGGAUAUAGCAGCGAUGAGAGCAUGGUCUACAUCCGCAAAGAGACUCGGGAGUACGAUGACCAUCCUCAUCGGCGGCGACACUUGGCCGAGGGCGCGCUGGUCGGCGUUGGAGCGGCCGAGCUUCUUCGCAACCACCACAAGAAAGAAGGAGGAGAAGUACCCGAAGGAGUCGGCCGUCUCGGGCGGGAUGUGGGUGCCGGUGCAUUAGGUGCCAUCGCUGCUGAAGCAGUCUCACGUGCAAGAGAGCACUAUCGCAGUAAAAGUCGACAUCGCUCCCACUCUUUUGAUGACGACCACAGAUCGCAUUCGCGCCAUCACCGCCACCAUCGCCAUAGCCACAGUCGUCGCAGUCGCUCUCGCUCUCAUUCUCACUCACGUGUGCGGACGCUCGCUGAACUCGGCUUGGGUGCAGCUGCUAUUGCUGGAGCCGUUGCCCUGGCUCGAAACAAGUCCAACUCUAACAAGGAUAGACGUAGCCGGUCUCGUCAUCGUCGGGCGGCCAGCUCUACUCGGUCUUUACCACUCACCAAGGAUGGGGAGCGCAGCAAAUCUCAAAGCAGGAAGCAUAUGGCAGAAGCGGGUCUAGCUGGAGCAGCAGUGGCGGGUCUUAUCGAGAGGGCCCGGAGUCAAUCGCGUUCCGGAAGACGGGAUCGGUCCCGCUCCAAAAGUGCAAUCAGAAAAGCCCUGCCUGUGCUAGCCGCUGGCCUAGGGACAGCUGCUGUUACCGGCUUGUAUGAGAAAAACAAGGACAAGAAAGAAAGCUCACGCCAGAGAGAACGUCGACGCUCAAGAUCUCGCAGCCGUGCGCCGUCUGAAGUCUACUCGGACCCAACGAAAUCUUCGCCUGGUCUAAUUGAAUAUGGGGAGCAUCCAGUCCAUGGUAGUAUUCCUGCCAACUAUUACGGUCGGCCUGGGAGCUCACACGGAUAUUACUCGGAUGCGUCUGACCCUGUCGCAAGUGGCGCAGCAGGGUUUGGGUCCACCAGACGCCGAGCCUAUAGCCGCAGUCGUAGCCGGAGCCGAGGCCGGCCUGCUCGUUAUAGUAGUGAUUCGUCAGACUCCGAAAGUGGCAGCCGGAGAAGACGGCGAGGCGGGCACGAACGGCAUCGCAGUCGCUCGCGCGAAUUCGCCGAGGCUGCUUUAGGGGCCGCAGGACUUGGUUACGCAGCUCACAAGUUGUCUCAACGGAAUGAGCGCAAGAAAGCGGAGCGCGACAGAGAAAGAUCGGAUGAAGAAGGUCCGUACCAGCAUGAUCCAGAUCCGCCAUCUCCGGCUGCUCCUCGACCGAUCGACGACCAUCAGUACUAUCCUAAUACCAAUUACUUUCCCCCGCCCCCUGGCUCUGCACCUCGAACCGAACCAGCACCUUACAACCCUGCCGACUAUCCACCUCCACCCGGCGCUGUGCCACCGCAGCCGUAUGCUCACCCUGCGCAUCCUCAACCAGAACCCUAUGCACCUCGGCCCCGGAGGGUAGAAGAGAAUGUGAGUGCUGCAUGGAUAUCUCCCCAACACCCCGUUGCCCAAGAUCGCAUAUAUGAUGGCCUAGAUGCACGGUCACCGCUGAGAACCCCCCGCGCAAGGAAACGACGACCCCGCGCUGCCAGCCAGCCGGCACGGCCGAAGUCGGUUGCCUUUGACCUUGGUUCGGAGCAUGAAGGACAGCAUGAUCUAGGAUACGAAACGGAUGACAGUGACUCGACCAUUGCGUCAAUACAUGGACAUAGCCACUAUCGCACCCCACGUCGUCGCCACUCGUCCUCUGAGCCGUUUGCUGCACGUCCUCGGUCUGACGAUCGGUCUCGCAAAGAUGGCGCGGAAUCUGAUUCCGACUCAACUAUUGAUUUACCUGACCGGUUUGACUCGCAGGGACGCCUCUUGCCCCAGCCUGGAGAUGAUCCUUUGGCGGACGGAUUAGAGCAUCUCCUGAGGGGCAUCAAUCACGUCUUUGUUUAACUGACUUUUUGCGCUUCUAUCUUUGCACCAUACCUUUCUUUGUUGCGACUUGUGUUUUGCUUUCCCCUGAUGUAGUAACG
Aspergillus saccharolyticus JOP 1030-1 is the source of this 2706-nucleotide messenger RNA. Its product is annotated as DUF3824 domain-containing protein. The record is from RefSeq and is a predicted model, not a curated record. The transcript is spliced from 4 exons. NCBI's taxonomy places the organism in Eukaryota, Fungi, Ascomycota, Eurotiomycetes, Eurotiales, Aspergillaceae. Bases 215 to 2626 code for a protein of 803 amino acids.